CUGUGUGGUCCUCCUGGCUCUGCAAAAAGCCUUUACUCGCAAACACUCGUUGAAGAAUUUCCUAGUUUCUUUGGAUUAGGUGUCUCUCAUACAACUAGACCCCAGGGCUCUAGGGAAAGUCACGGCAGAGACUAUUACUUCAUUAAUGAAGCAACAUUUGAAAGAGCACUGGAAACAGGCGAGUUCAUGCAGGUAGCAACAAUUGGCGGAUAUAGAUACGGACUAACAAUGGCCGCCAUUGAACAAGUUGCACAGCUAGGGCUAGCAUGUGUCACUCAUAUGACACUGGAGGGUGUUUUGACUCUGAAGAGGAGCCAUUUUGAACCCCGCUACAUAUUAACACUACCUCUUAACAGUCAUAUACAUGAGCAAAGGCUGAGAGAUAAAGAUCAUUUAACGGAAGAUGAUGUCCAGCAAUCACUGAAUGAUGUGAGGCUGUACCAGCAGUUUCAUCAGGACAGAGCGGGCUUCUUUGAUGCUACUAUCAACUCUGAUGAUAUACAAGAAGGAUACAACAUGCUCCAGAGCAUUGUGAUGGCUUAUGGUGACAUAUCGCCAGAGACACCACUGACCCUCUCUCUCUCUGCCUCUCGCCCAACGACGCAGCACACAUCAACCACAUUCAGCAUAUUGUCUGACAACCAGGAAGGAGUAUUGUCACUGGAUACACCUCUUGGUCCUCCCCCUCCUCACUUUAUCCCUCCUUCCAGCAGUGCUCCGAUAACUGUUACUGCUCUCCUUCCUCGACCUUGGUCCAGGCCUUCUAGCUCUGGGUCUAUAGCUAUGGGCACUCCACAGAAUCCUACCAAAGUAAAGAAAUCUGCUUCUGAUCAAGGCACUGACCUAAAGCCAAAGCAAAGCUUCCAUUCUGUAGCCAUCAAGGCACAAAUAUCUGCAAGUUGAAAAGCUACAUGUACAUCAAUAUUUUGACAGAUGCAUACAUGUACAUGUAUAAUUGUAUUCAUUUUAAUAGUUAGUUAAUUAAUUAAUAAUGAUUA
Messenger RNA from Amphimedon queenslandica, 998 nucleotides. RefSeq names its product leucine-rich repeat and guanylate kinase domain-containing protein-like. NCBI's taxonomy places the organism in Eukaryota, Metazoa, Porifera, Demospongiae, Haplosclerida, Niphatidae. Gene Ontology annotation, molecular function: GMP kinase activity. Gene Ontology annotation, cellular component: cytosol. The transcript is spliced from 8 exons. Bases 187 to 903 code for a protein of 238 amino acids. The record is from RefSeq and is a predicted model, not a curated record.